Messenger RNA from Pestalotiopsis fici W106-1, 234 nucleotides. RefSeq lists its product as uncharacterized. NCBI's taxonomy places the organism in Eukaryota, Fungi, Ascomycota, Sordariomycetes, Amphisphaeriales, Sporocadaceae. The transcript has a single exon. Gene Ontology annotation, molecular function: flavin adenine dinucleotide binding; oxidoreductase activity. Gene Ontology annotation, biological process: secondary metabolite biosynthetic process. Bases 1 to 234 code for a protein of 77 amino acids. The record is from RefSeq and is a predicted model, not a curated record.
AUGGUCUCUGGCGUCGGUCCGGCACCGACUUUGGAAGGCCUGAACAUUUCAGUCAUUGCUGACCGGCCAGGCGUCGGGAAAAACCUGAGCGAUCAUGCCAUGUUUGGUCCCUCCUACCGUGUGAAGGUUGCGACACUUGUAAGCGAGCUCGCUAACCCGAUGCCCCUUUUGGACAACUACUUCAGGAACGCGAAAGGUCCUCUCACGAGUCAAGGAGUCGAUUUCAUGGCUUAG